CGAGAUUUCCCAAACGCCAAGAAGAUCGAUCGAUGGACGCGGUCGGCUACAAGCAGCUCUACGACGAGCCUCUGCUUGACCGCAGCAUCAACGAGCCGGCGCCAAGCCUCGGCGGCUUGAGCCUCGCCUCGGUCAUCACGCAGCUCAACUCGUUCCUUGCCGUGCUCUGGCCUGUCUUGAUCACCAUGGUGCUCACAAGUCUUGUGGCUGUCUCGGUGCAAGACAGCGAGACCCAGGCCGCGAUGAACCAAUACCUCUACUACAAGGACAUUGACGCAUCAAGUGCGACGGCGGGCACCAAGACGAUCGAAGCGCUCACGAACGCGCUUGUCGUCAUCUUCUUCAUUGCGAUCGUGACCUUUGUGGUCGUCCUGCUCUACAAAGUCAACUGCAUGAUCGGACUCACGGGCUAUCUGAUGCUGUCGUCCUCGACGCUACUGGGGCUCGUUGGAAGCGCGCUCGUGCAGAAGAUCUUUUGCGGGCUCUUCCACUGGCGCCUCGAAGUCUACACAACGAGCCUCAUCAUGUACAACUUUGCCAUCGUCGGGACGGUCAGCAUUUUCUACCAGAAGGGCGUCUCGCCCAAUAUUGGCCGAAUGUACCUCAUUCUCACCAGCGUCAUCAUGGCGUGGCAGCUCUGCCAGCUGCCCGAGUGGAGUACGUGGGCGAUUCUCUUCGCCUUGGCCUUCUGGGACCUCUUUGCUGUCUUGACGCCGUGCGGCCCGCUGCGGUGCUUGGUCAACUUGAUCCAGUCGGAAGGCCGGCCGAUGCCAGGGCUUCUCUACGAAGCCGAAAUCCACGACGGCCACGUGCGCAAGCACAAGUCGGGCAGCACGCGUGCGCUGCCCAUGGCGCCAGCGGCCUCGAGUGACAUGGAGAUGGUGCAGCGUCGAAGCGACGACGCAUUUCUGACAUUUGAGUCGCAAUUGCGCGACUUUUGCGUCGACGUGGGGUCGCCCAACGGCCACCACGUCCGCGCAGUCGCGCUGCAGUACGUCGAUCGGCAAAAGGACUGCUGGCGCAUGCUCUACACGAAGUACAACAUCACAUUUGUGGCGGCGCACAAGUCGUAUCCGGACGUCGCUCUCGUCUUUGCCGAUGCCGGGGGCCAACACGCUCGGGAAACCAUCAAGCUCGGCCUUGGCGACUUUAUCUUUUACAGUGUGCUCGUUGCGCGCGCGGCCAUGACGGGCUUUGCUGCUUUUGUCGCGUGCUUCGUUUGUGUCAUUAUCGGGCUCGCGGCCACCAUGUACUUGCUCGCCCACUUCAAUGCGCUUCCGGCGCUGCCGAUUUCAGUGCUGCUUGGCAUCUUGUGCUUUUUCCUCAUGGUUCAAAUGGGCAGUCCGUUCGUCGACGCGCUCGUCUUUCGGGGCAUUUGUUGAUAGAAUUUCGCUAUAUUGCAUGACAAAAUAUCCAUUUUAGUGCCAA
Molecule: messenger RNA, 1428 nt
Organism: Saprolegnia diclina VS20
Lineage: Eukaryota; Oomycota; Saprolegniomycetes; Saprolegniales; Saprolegniaceae
Exons: 9
Coding region: 33-1382 (449 amino acids)
Biological process (GO): protein processing
Cellular component (GO): membrane; nucleus
Molecular function (GO): aspartic endopeptidase activity, intramembrane cleaving
Source: RefSeq, a predicted model, not a curated record